ACCGUUUUUGCACUCAACAUGGCAUCCGAGAAAAAGGUUGUUCUCGUCACAGGUGGAAACACUGGCCUGGGCUAUGAAGCCAUCAAGGCCCUCUACGCCUCAUCCAUUGCCUACGAGAUCCUCCUUGGCACCCGCACCCUGAGCAAAGGCCAAGACGCCAUCCAGCAACUACAGACCGAAGUUUCCGACUCGUCCUCCAGCAUCACUUCCCUCCAGGUCGAUGUGAACUCCGAUGCGAGCAUCGAGGCCGCCAUCGCCGAGAUUACUAGCAGAUACGGCCGCCUCGACGCUCUCGUCAACAAUGCCGGCGCAAGCUUUGACGGCGCCGUUUCCAACGGCAGCAUGACCAUUCGCGAGGCCUGGAACACCUCCUGGGACACCAACGUCAGCGGCACCCACGUGCUGACCACGUUGGCCGUGCCUUUACUGCUCAAGAGCCGCGACAGCAGUGGCGAGCCCCCCAGACUCCUGUUUAUCACGAGCGGCACCAGUUCCUUGUGGGAGACGGAAGAGGAGAAUUGGGGGUCCAUGGUGCAUCUCUCGCGGAUAAAUGCGAGCCCUGCUGGGGGAUGGCCCAAGGAGGGCGGGCCGAUGGCUUUUACUAGCUAUAGGAGCACCAAGACCGGGCUGAACAUGCUGAUGAGGGAGUGGGUGCGGAUUCUGAAGAAUGAUGGGGUCAAAGUGUGGGCUGUUAGUCCUGGGUUUCUGGCGACGAACUUGGGUGGUGUGUCCCAGGAGACGCUGCGGAAGAUGGGCGCUCUAGAGCCGCAUGUGGGCGGUGAGUUCAUCCGAGAUGUGGUCCAGGGGAAGCAUGAUGAUCGUGCUGGAAAAGUGAUUCGCUCAGAUGCGUUGCAGCCAUGGUGAGGAUAUACGUGUGUAUAUAACCUGUCCUGUCAUGUCAAGUCAUUGUUUUUGGUCACACGCAAGCCUACUUUCAAGUUCAAUAAGGGAAUCUUAACGAGGAUACUCAACAACGACAAUAUAAACACCACUGGUAUUUUCGCACGUCU
Messenger RNA from Cryphonectria parasitica EP155, 1010 nucleotides. RefSeq names its product NAD(P)-binding protein. The coding region runs from base 19 to 864 and encodes 281 amino acids. NCBI's taxonomy places the organism in Eukaryota, Fungi, Ascomycota, Sordariomycetes, Diaporthales, Cryphonectriaceae. The record is from RefSeq and is a predicted model, not a curated record. The transcript has 2 exons.